Molecule: messenger RNA, 1197 nt
Organism: Ochotona princeps (American pika)
Lineage: Eukaryota; Metazoa; Chordata; Mammalia; Lagomorpha; Ochotonidae
Product: dynein heavy chain-like
Exons: 2
Coding region: 1-1197 (398 amino acids)
Source: RefSeq, a predicted model, not a curated record
AUGGCAGUCACCACAACUCCAGCCAUGGUCAGGCUGAGCAGUGAGAUCACCUCUCCACAUGUCAGUAAGAUCACCUCUCCACAUGUCAGUGAGAUCACCUCUCCACACGUCAGUGAGAUCACCUCUCCACAUGUCAGUGAGUAUGCCUCUCCACAUGUCAGUGAGAUCACCUCUCCACAUGUCAGUGAUAUCACCUCUCCACACGUCAGUGAAAUCACCUCUCCACAUGUCAGUAAGAUCACCUCUCCACAUGUCAGUGAGAUCACCUCUCCACAUGUCAGUGAGUAUGCCUCUCCACAUGUCAGUGAGAUCACGUCUCCACAUGUCAGUGAGUAUGCCUCUCCACAUGUCAGUGAGAUCACCUCUCCACAUGUCAGUAAGAUCACCUCUCCACAUGUCACUGAGAUCACCUCUCCACACGUCAGUGAGAUCACCUCUCCACACGUCAGUGAGAUCACCUCUCCACACGUCAGUGAGUAUGCCUCUCCACACGUCAGUGAGUAUGCCUCUCCACAUGUCAGUGAGAUCACCUCUCCACACGUCAGUGAGAUCACCUCUCCACACGUCAGUGAGAUCACCUCUCCACAUGUCAGUGAGAUCACCUCUCCACAUUUCAGUGAGUAUGCCUCUCCACAUGUCAGUGAGUAUGCCUCUCCACAUGUCAGUGAGAUCACCUCUCCACACGUCAGUGAGAUCACCUCUCCACACGUCAGUGAGAUCACCUCUCCACAUGUCAGUGAGAUCACCUCUCCACAUGUCAGUGAGUAUGCCUCUCCACAUGUCAGAGAGAUCACCUCUCCACACGUCAAUAAGAUCACCUCUCCACACGUCAGUGAGAUCACCUCUCCACACGUCAGUGAGAUCACCUCUCCACACGUCAGUGAGAUCACCUCUCCACAUGUCAGUGAGUAUGCCUCUCCACAUGUCAGUGAUAUCACCUCUCCACAUGUCAGUGAGUAUGCCUCUCCACAUGUCAGUGAGUAUGCCUCUCCACAUGUCAGUGAGAUCACAUCUCCACAUGUCAGUGAGUAUGCCUCUCCACAUGUCAGAGAGAUCACCUCUCCACAUGUCAGUGAGUAUGCCUCUCCACAUGUCAGUGAUAUCACCUCUCCACAUGUCAGAGAGAUCACCUCUCCACAUGUCAGUGAGAUCACCUCUCCACAUGUCAGUGAGUAUGCCUCUCCACAAUGUCAGUGA